UGAGGAUGAACCCAAGGACUGGUGUCAGGCACAAUACUACUGCAGAAGACAUUACACUGAUCUGGUCAGCAUCAGUGACGACAAGCAAAACGCACAAGUGACUGAAAAAGGAAACGCAAAAACAUUUUGGAUUGGGCUGAUGCAUGAUCAGUGGGAAUGGAUUGACAAAAGCUGUUCGACAUACAGGACAUGGUCCCGUGACAGGGAGACAUAUAACGACGUAAUUCUUGUUAGAUAUACAAGAGGAUUACUAGAAACAGGCAGUGGCAGUAGUUACCAAGUAAUCUGUGCUCAAGGCUCUGUGAGAAUCAAAGUCAUCAACACAACUUUAACUUGGGAACGGGCCCUUGAAUACUGUAAGAAGCACCACACAGGUUUGCUCCAGAUUGACAGUGAAGAGGAUCAGGCUGCUGUUGAACACUGGCUAAAGCAUGACAACACUGUCAGUGAUGGUCCACUGUGGAUCGGCAUGAGGAGGAGUAUCAUCUUUGGAUUCUGGAUCUGGAAAGACGGCAUAGUGACGCACAACAACUGGAAGAAUGGCAACCAGCCAGAGCUGCCCUUCGCUCACAACUGUGGCGCCAUCAACAUCAAUGACUACACGUGGACUGAUGAGGACUGCGGGUGCGAGUUACCUUUUAUAUGUGAGGAGGAGAUUUAAUUCUUGAAAAACUAGUUCAUGGUUAUGAAGGUGGUGAUUAGGUUUUAAUAUAAAACCAAUGUGGAAGUGAUGAUGUUGGAGAAUCAUUUUCUUUCUUUCUUUUAUUUUCAAGCUUUUAUCUGGUUAAACUUUGUUGGGGAAAGUAGAUUUUGGUCAUCUUUACUUAAUUAUACAUACAUUUAUCUACAAAGUGAAAACUAAAAUACGUUAGAAUUGACUUUGUUUGCUGUGAUAAAGGACUGUUUUGACAAAGUAUGUAGUUCUAUGGUAAGAUAAGUUAGAAUAUACUGUAGUUUAUAUGAUAUAGAUGCAUUUUAGUGGAUAUUAUGGAAGUUGUGUAACUAACUAUUCCAAUUUCUUGCUAAGGUUUCUAAGUUAUAAAUGUGAUGAGGACAGUACAUACACAGAACAUCUGUCCAGUAAAUGUAUUUGAAUGCUUUUGUGUGAGCCUGUAAUCAUAUAUCUUCUAAAUAACAAUAAAAUGUUUUUAAAUCCAACCACCUCCAAUUUAAGAAAUGUCUUCAUUUACGU
Mugil cephalus (flathead mullet) is the source of this 1192-nucleotide messenger RNA. RefSeq names its product lectin BRA-3-like. The record is from RefSeq and is a predicted model, not a curated record. Bases 140 to 661 code for a protein of 173 amino acids. NCBI's taxonomy places the organism in Eukaryota, Metazoa, Chordata, Actinopteri, Mugiliformes, Mugilidae. The transcript is spliced from 2 exons.